Messenger RNA from Prinia subflava (tawny-flanked prinia), 2129 nucleotides. RefSeq names its product WD repeat domain 55 (gene WDR55). The transcript has 7 exons. The record is from RefSeq and is a predicted model, not a curated record. Bases 393 to 1805 code for a protein of 470 amino acids. Gene Ontology annotation, molecular function: protein binding. NCBI's taxonomy places the organism in Eukaryota, Metazoa, Chordata, Aves, Passeriformes, Cisticolidae.
GCUGGGGGCAGCAUCCCUGCAUAAAAUUAACAAAUCUAUUUGGGGGCAAUAAUCCCAGCUGAACAUUCUGUGCCUCAGGGCAGGGGGAGGAAAUGGGACCCUGAGCUGGGGUACAGCAAGUGCAAUGACCUUUAGCAGAGGAUGUGCAAGCUGCUCUGCAUGUGUGAUGUGGCCAGCACCACGCAAAGCUUGUUCCCUCGGGCAGGGGAACUACUGGGGGUCCCUGGCUGGGCUGGGGUCUCUAGGGGCCCCAGACCCUGCGAGGGGCCGAGGUGCCUCCGGGUCCCGGGCCACCCCCUCCCCUGGGAGCAGAGAGGAGGGGAUGGGGUGUGAAUUAGGGAGUAAGGAGCCUGUGGAGCUCCCAGUGGUGAAAAGCUAAAGAACAGGAAAACAUGAGGCGGAUGGGGAGCGACCUGGUGAAAUUGGGCCACGGGUGCCCGCAGGCUGGAACCCCGAGGCGGUGCCACCCCGGGCCGGUGCCACCCCGGGCGGGUGCCACCCCGGGCCGGUGCCAUCCCCGGCCGGGCUGGGCGGUCCCAUGUAAACAAAGGGGCGUGGUUUAUGCAAACGAAGGCGUGGCUAUGCAAAUAACAGGGAGUCAUGGCGGCCGCCAUGGAGGAGGUGAGCACGCGUGGGGCUGCGGGACCCCGGAGCCCCCGGCCCCGGUCCCACGGCCCCGCACUCCCCAGGAGCCCCAGGACUCCCCGGAGCCGGCGGCGCGGGAGCCGCGGGUGCGGGACACCCCCGAGGACAUUUGUCUGGAGGCCACGGCCAACGCCAUCGCGCUGCACCCGGCACGGCCGCUGCUGGCCGCGGGGGAUGUGGACGGCGACGUGUACCUGUACUCGUACUCGUGCACCGAGGGGGAGAACCGGCAGCUCUGGUCCUCGGGACAUCACCUCAAGUCGUGCCGGGACGUGGCGUUCUCCCAGGACGGGCAGAAGCUUUUCACUGUGUCCAAGGAUAAGUCCAUCCACAUUCUGACGGCGGAGGAGGGUCGGCUGGAAACGCGCUUCCCCAAGGCGCACGAAUCGGCCCUCAACUGCGUGCUGCCCAUCGACAACCACAUCUUUGCCACGGGUGACGACGGCGGGGCAGUGAAGGUGUGGGACCUGCGCAGGGGCAGCGCCAUCCUGGAGGCACGGCAGCAGGAGGAAUACAUCAGUGCCAUGACUGUGGAUGGCAACGGGAAGAUCCUGCUGACAGCCAGUGGUGAUGGCACCCUGGGCAUCUACAACGUGAAGAGACGGCGCUUUGAGCUGCUCUCAGAGCCGCAGAACGGGGACCUGACGUCUGUGGUGCUGAUGAAGAGGGGGAGGAAGGUGGCGUGUGGCUCCAGUGAAGGCACCAUCUACCUCUUUAACUGGGAUGGCUUCGGGGCUGCCAGCGACCGCUUUGCGCUCCGGGCAGAGACCAUUGACUGCAUGGUGCCCAUCACGGACAGCAUCGUGUGCGUGGGGUCCCUGGACGGAGUCAUCAGGGCGGUGAACGUGCUGCCGAACCGCGUGCUGGGCUGCGUGGGGCAGCACCUGGGCGAGCCCAUCGAGCAGCUGGCCGUGGCCGCGGACGGGAAGCUCCUGGCCAGCAGCGGCCACGACCAGAAGGUGAAGUUCUGGGACGUGUCGGCGCUGGGCUCCAUGGUGGUCGAUGAUUACCGCCGGAAGAAGAAGAAGGGCGGGCCGCUGCGCGCCCUCAGUAGCAAGGCGAUGGGCAGCGGGGAGGAUUUCUUCGCCGACCUGCGGGACGAGGCCGAGCCGGAGGCGGCGGCAGAGGGCGGUGACAGCGGCGACAGCGACAGCGACUGAGCGGCCGCGCGGGGCCGGGGGCGCCGCCCCCUCAGCGCUGCCGGCGCGGGGCGGGGCUCUGCGCGUUCGCUCGGGGCGCGGCCAAUCAGAGCCGCAGCCCCUGGGAGUGCCCGCCCACGGGGCGUGGCCUCGCGCAGUGCCGCCACUGUCGGGAGGAGGCAGGACGCUGGCGUUCUGAUUGGCUCCUAGAGCUGCCACUCAAGCUGGGCUGUAGGCGCGGCCUUAAAGGGGCCGCGCGUGUCGGGGUCUCGAGGGGCGCAGCGGUUAUGGCGGGUUGGAGGCCCCGUGGGAGGAGCCGGGGGUGGGCCCGAGAUGGGGGACAGG